Molecule: messenger RNA, 594 nt
Organism: Lottia gigantea (owl limpet)
Lineage: Eukaryota; Metazoa; Mollusca; Gastropoda; Lottiidae
Exons: 5
Molecular function (GO): protein binding
Source: RefSeq, a predicted model, not a curated record
UACCUGAAGGUCUGCGAGGAUCUCGGUGUUUCCCCGGCGUCGUAUUUCCUCAGACAUAUUCAAGACAAAGAAAUGACGAUGAAGUUUCACGGCCUGGGGAAGAACAACACUAAAGCGAUCUGUAUUCCACUUGAAACAAAUACUCAAAUAGAGAAGUUAAAUCUAUCAGGGAAUGGAAUAGAUACUGAUGGAGCUUUAUCUUUAAUCAGAGUUUUAAAAGAAAAUUUCUUUAUAACUGAUCUGGUUUUAGCAGAGAAUAAAAUAGGAUCUGUGGGAGCUAGAGCUGUGUGUGAUUUACUCUUAUCAAAUAGAACUUUAGUCAAUGUUGAUCUAACAGGCAAUAAAAUAGACGAUAGUACAGCAACAUUUUUCCACGAAGUUUUAAUAAAAAAUCAAACUCUCAAAAAGCUUAGAUUGAAUCACAAUCGAUUUGAAGAAUCUGCAGCAGUGUUUUUUAAAGGAGCACUAAUGGAAAACGAAUCUCUGGAAGUUCUAGAUUUGAGUUGGAACCAUUUUGGAACGAGAGGUGCCGUCUUACUUGCCGAGGGUCUUCAGGUAAGCACCAAAAUCUCCUACUGUUAUUUUUUAGUCUAA